Messenger RNA from Corylus avellana, 932 nucleotides. The record is from RefSeq and is a predicted model, not a curated record. NCBI's taxonomy places the organism in Eukaryota, Viridiplantae, Streptophyta, Magnoliopsida, Fagales, Betulaceae.
UUAAAGCUCUGACGAGUUGAUAAUACCUAUAAAAAAAAGUCUCAUCUCUUUCUCUCUCUCAUAUAUUUCAGUCGUUCGCUGAAAAUCGAACCUGAACCAAAAAUGGCUGUUGAGCUGUGGGAGACGCUGAAGGAGGCGAUCGCGGUCUACACGGGGCUCUCUCCGGCGACCUUCUUUACGGUUCUUGCUCUGUUCUUAGCCGUGUACUACGUGAUAUCGGGGUUGUUCGGAUCAUCGGAUCAGUAUCAGAGGCCCAGGGAAGUCCAGGAGGAGUCACAGCCUCUGCCGCCUCCGGUGCAGGUCGGGGAGGUCACCGAGGAGGAGCUCAAGCAGUACGAUGGAUCUGACCCCCAAAAGCCUCUGCUCAUGGCUAUCAAGGGCCAGAUCUACGACGUGUCGCAGAGCAGGUACUAUGUUAGAAUUUUUCUUCUGAGUUUCUGGGUAGGUCGAAUUUGUGGAUUUUUUUGGGGUUUCUUAGUUUUUUUUCGAGGUAAAUGUUAAUUUUAGCAUCUGGGUUUGUAUAACUAAUAGUAUAAUACGAAUUGUUUAAAGGCGUUUUGGGAUUCUGCGAUUGUGGGUAUGUGAAAAGUGUGGAGCCUUUUGAGGUUUUCAGAUUAUUUUUGAAAGGGUUUUGGGUGCUUUGCCAUAAAGUUUCCUGAAAGUGAUGGUAAUUAGCCGACAUCUUUUGGAUUCUUAUGGGCUUUUUGAGUAUGUGAAAUUUGUUGAAUUUUUUGGCGUGGAGUUUUUAGAUGUUUUUUUGUCAUCUGUUGCUUUGGCUGUUGGGCGUAUGAAAUUUAUGGCGAGCUUGCCUUCGGGUUUGUAAAAAUCAUCGUUGUUUCUUUUAAUUUUGUGGUUUUGGCAUUUUUUUUCCAAUUUACUUUUGAGGGUUUUUCUCUAUAUCACAAUUCACACACGUCCAUACUGUGAAAUGG